Messenger RNA from Acanthoscelides obtectus, 921 nucleotides. The record is from the annotation of a GenBank genome assembly. Lineage: Eukaryota; Metazoa; Arthropoda; Insecta; Coleoptera; Chrysomelidae.
AUGGAACUCAACCCAGAACAUUUUCGCGCCAUAAUUUAUUACAACUCUCAGAGACAAUUAUCGCAACAAGAAUGCCUUGCUGAGUUACUGUCUGUUUACGGAAACAAAGCGCCACAUCAGUCGACAAUUUCCCGUUGGUAUGGAGAAUUCAAACGUGGACGGGUGAGUCUUAGUGACGAUCCCAGGGUGGGUGCACCAAAAACGGCAGUCACCCAGGAAAACGUCGAUGCUGCGUCCUUGAAGAUCUCAAAGACCUCAAUUCAAAAAAUUUUACAUGAAGAAUUAAGACAGAAAGCAGCCAGGGUUAAUUGGUGUCAAAAAUCGCUUGACCGUUUCAAUUCCGGAAACUCAAAAAAUGUGAACAGCAUUAUUACUUGUGAUGAAUCGUGGAUUUACUGUUAUGAACCAGAAAAUAAACGACAGUCGGCUGUUUGGGUGUUCCAAGGUGAAGAAAAGCCAACAAAAAUGGUCGCGACAUUUGUGUCAAAAGCGGGUCAUAUUGCAACAAUUCCUCUUAAUGAGCAAAGAACUGUUACUGCGGAUUGGUAUACCACCAUUUGUUUGCCAAAAGUCAUCACCGAGAUUCGGAAAAUCAACCCCGAAAGAAGAAUCAUGCUCCACCAAGAGAAUGCAAGCUCGCACACAGCCCAAAAAACAAGGCAGUAUUUAACGGAAGAAAACGUGGAAUUAUUGGACCAUCCUCCAUAUAGUCCCGAUCUAAGUCCUAACGAUUUCUUUACUUUCCCGAUUAAAAACAGUCUGCGGGGUCAAAGGUUCCAGUUACCAGAAGAAGCAGUUGACGCAUUUAAAAAUGCCGUUUUAGAUCUGCCAGCAAACGAGUGGAAUAAGUGCUUCGAAAAUUGGUUCGAGCGCAUGCAGAUGUGUAUUAAUCUUCGUGGAGAAUACUUAGAAAAACAAUAA